GGGGUAUUUCACUGAGACGACAUAAACCGACUUUUAUUCUCGCUGGUCUCGCUACUCCCUGCUCGCUAGUCGCUUGCGAGAGCUGGAGGUCGUAGAACUAUGGAUUCUUCCAGUUUUACACCCGCUCUGCCAAAAUUGAAACUAAGGCGCCCGGAUUCGCAAAAGAUCGACCUGCUCACCAUACCGGAGCAUUCUUGUAUCAGCAAUUUUGUUCCUUCUACCGACAGUGCAGUGCAUGUGGGAUUCAGAGACAUCUCCUACACUGUUAAAGUGGGAUUAUUCAAAAGAAAAACUCAAAAACUGUUGGACCAUAUUAAUGGGGAUUUCUCUGGAGGAGAACUGACCGCCAUUAUGGGUCCUUCCGGCUCGGGGAAAACCUGCCUCAUGAAUAUACUAGCAGGAUAUACAAACAGUGGAGUUUCAGGCCAAAAAUUAAUAAACGACGAAGUUCGCGAUGAGAAAAUUUUUAGGAAGAAAUCUUGCUACAUAAUGCAAGACGACAAUCUUCAACCUCUUCUCACCGUUCAAGAAUCUAUGACUUUAGCAGCAAACCUUAAAAUGAACUGCGCCUAUACUCCUAAGGAAAAACGCAAUAGAAUAAAGGAGAUCCUAGAAUCUAUAAGUUUGUGGGAGCAUCGAAAAUCAAGAAUCGGUGCUCUUUCUGGAGGUCAGAAAAAAAGACUGUCUAUAGCUCUAGAGUUAUUAAAAAAUCCGCAGGUUAUGUUCUUCGAUGAACCAACAAGAGCUUGUCAUUUCAGUGGGCUAGAUAGUUUAACAUCAAAACAAUGCAUAAUGUUACUAAAGCAACUAGCUUCCACAGGACAAACUAUAAUUUGUUCAAUACAUCAACCCAGUGCUAUGAUUUUUGAGAUGUUUGAUCAUUUGUAUGUAUUGGCUAAUGGAAAAUGUUUAUAUCAAGGAUCAGUGAAAGGUUUAAUACCAUAUUUGGAAGAAUUAGAUUUGAGAUGUCCGCCAUAUCAUAACCCAGCUGAUUACCUUCUUGAAGUAGCGUCAGGAGAAUAUGGUGACUACACAGAUGUAUUAUCAAUUAAAUCAGAAAAUGGGCUCUGUCAAGAUUGGAGAAAAAGGCAAACAAAUUCAAUACAACUCGAAGCACUUGAACAUAUAAGUAAAGCGAUGCGCGCCGGUCGCAUAACGCCAACCACUGCACCCCCUAUAGUGUUUCCCAAAAUCGACAAACGAACACAUAAAGAAGUGUCAAAUCAGUGUUGUUACGGAUCAUACCCUACUUCAUUUUGCAACCAGCUAUGUGUUUUACUUACCAGAAUGUUUUUAAUACUGAUUAGAGAUCGAACUUUAGCAUAUGCUAGGUUAGGCACGCAUAUAGGCAUAGCAUUAUUUAUAGGAAUCUUAUAUCAGGGUAUAGGACAAGAUGCAUCCAAUAUGAUAAACAAUUUUAAUUUUAUCUUUUUCUCCGUCAUGUUCCUCAUGCUGACAUCAUUCAACUGCAUCAUAACUACAUUUCCAUUAGAAUUACCAAUUUUAACAAAGGAGUUGUUCAAUAAAUGGUACUCGCUAAAGUCAUAUUAUUUAGCUAUUUCGUUAGCUGAUAUUCCUGUACAGAUGGUGGCUACAUUAAUAUACGCAUUGGUUACUUAUUUUCUCACAACACAACCCCUAGAUGCAUAUAGAAUAAUUUUGUUCUUGGUUAUGUGUAUAUUAAUUUCUUUAGUUGCUCAAAGUUGGGGAUUAUUGAUUGGAGCUUGUAUGGAUAUAAAGACUGGUGUAAUAUUUGGUCCUUUUUGCUUCUUGCCCUUCACAAUAUUCUCUGGCUUCUUUGUCCAGUUAAAUGAUUCCCAUCCAUACAUACGUUGGCUUUUCCAUAUAUCUUUUCUGAAAUAUGGAUUUGAAGGACUGGUCUUAUCAGUGCUUGGUUACGAUAGAGGCAAAUUGCCUUGCAAUGCAGAUUACUGUCAUUUUGUCUAUCCAGAGAAGUUUUUGGAUCAGAUGGACAUGGAGCAUGCCAGUUAUUCCCAGGCUGUGAUUUUUCUGAUAAGUCUGAUUACACUUAUCAGGUUUGUUGCUUAUUUUGCACUAAGUAUUCAAAUAAAAAGUAAUCGUACUAGAAGAAGAUAACAUAGGGAAUGGCAACACUGAGUUUGCUCUGAAAAUUCCAAAGGGACUGCUUUUAUAAAGCAGCACUACUAUGUGUUCAUAACGAUUACGAAAUGUGAUUUUUAAGUUUAGGUGACAGAAUGAUUGUGUGUGAUUUUUAGAUAUAAAUAUUUUUUAAAUGGAAAUAAAAGUUCAGUUACAUAA
Molecule: messenger RNA, 2280 nt
Organism: Anoplophora glabripennis (Asian longhorned beetle)
Lineage: Eukaryota; Metazoa; Arthropoda; Insecta; Coleoptera; Cerambycidae
Product: ATP-binding cassette sub-family G member 1
Exons: 10
Coding region: 100-2097 (665 amino acids)
Cellular component (GO): plasma membrane
Molecular function (GO): ATP hydrolysis activity; ABC-type transporter activity; ATP binding
Source: RefSeq, a predicted model, not a curated record